Messenger RNA from Erigeron canadensis, 1901 nucleotides. Its product is annotated as sucrose nonfermenting 4-like protein. The transcript has 13 exons. Bases 317 to 1678 code for a protein of 453 amino acids. The record is from RefSeq and is a predicted model, not a curated record. Lineage: Eukaryota; Viridiplantae; Streptophyta; Magnoliopsida; Asterales; Asteraceae.
AAUGAGAGAUUCUUCUGUUUCCUAAUUGGGCUAAUCUCCCCCAAAAUUCUGUUCCUAGAUUAUACAUUACAUAUAUAUACAGACACAAUACACACAUCUAUACAUAAACAAAUUAUUUUUUAUAUCUAUAUCUAUAUACUCCCAUAAGUUUCUCCGGCCAAGAUCCCCUCCAAAUCAUCACCAAGUUUUCAUCUUUAUUACAAUCCCAUAUUUUUCCCUAAUUUCCCAUCAAUACCCACUUUUUAUUUUUUUAAAAAAAGCCUUACUAUCUAAGAUAUAACUUUUUUUUUUUUUGUUUAAAUUAUCUUGGAAAAUUAUGGUUCACCAUUACUUUGAGUGGUGUCACGGUGGCAAUCAAGUGUUUUUAUGUGGUGAUUUUACUGGGUGGAGCAACUGUCAUCAGAUGGUUAAUGUUGAAGGUUCUUCAACUAAUUUUAUGACUAUUUGUGAUCUGACACCUGGUUUGCAUAAGUUCAAAUUUUUUGUUGAUGGUGAAUGGAGGGUUGAUGAACGGCAACGUAUUGUUAAAGAUGAGCAGGGUGUAAAUAAUUAUGUUAUUGUUGCGGAACCACGGCUCAUGGAUAUUGAUGGUUCCAGUGAUAGAAAUCUUGAUGACAGUGUAGGUUUUGAUGAUAAAAAUCUUGCUGAUGAUGCUACCACAUCAGGCAGUGGUGUUUCUAAUGAACCGGAGUUAGUUUUAACGGGUGAUGAUGUAACCACUACUCAUAGGCAAUUGUUUAAUCAUCUGUCAUCUUAUAAGGCCUAUGAUAUAAUGCCCGAUUCAGGAAAGGCUUAUGCAUUGGAUAAUAAUAUAAGCGUGGAAGAGGCAUUUCUUGUGAUGCAUGAAGAGGGUCUUACUGUAGCCCCCCUUUGGGAUGCAGCCAAUCUACAGAUCUCAGGGAUGCUAACUGCAUCUGAUUUCAUUAUGAUCCUAAUCGAGCUCCAAAGGAACCAUACUAAUAAUGUAAAUCAGUUAUCUACAAUAUCUGCAUGGAAAGAAGGGAAGCUUCAACUUCAGAGAAGACCUUUGAUCCAUGUUGGUCCUGAUGAUUCUCUCAUUGAUGUUGCCGUUCGGAUCCUGCAAAAUAACAUAUCUGCAAUUCCUGUCCUAUAUGUUUUACAAGGUUCAACUUGUCCACAGUUGCUUCAUGUCGCUUGCCUUAGUGGAAUUUUAAAACAUAUACGAAAGCAUUUUGAACACCGUAUGGCAUAUUUGCCUCUUCUACAACAUUCGAUUGGUGCUCUUCAAGUUGGUACAUGGAUUAGACAAAUCGGUGGUGCACGGGAAUUAAAAACAUUUUCCCCUAAUUAUCUUCUUGGUGAUGCUUAUAGACUGUUACUAGACGAACAUAUAAGCUCGGUGCCUAUUGUUGAUGAUAAGGGGGCCCUUCUUAAUGUUUUUUGCAGGAGUGAUGUCAUUUCAUUAGCGAAGGGUAAUGCCUAUGUUCGUGUUCAACUUGACCAGACAACAAUAUCGCAAGCACUACAGCUUGUAGACACAAAUGCCCGUGCUAGGUAUGGCAUCUGCACACGCUCGGAUUCCUUGUACAGGGUUAUCAGUCUUCUUUCUAAUCCAGGGAUGCGACGCAUUGUGGUUGUUGAUGCCGGCACGCACUUUGUGUUGGGUUUAAUUACGUUGCGAGAUAUAUUAAAUCUCAUUUUUAGGAAAUUUUCAUAAACUUCAAUUAAUCUUUGUUGUCAAUUGAAUAGUAAAUUGUUGUUUAGAGAAUAGUAUGGGAUGAUGCAAAUGCAGUAUAAAGUUGAUCCCAUAUAAUUUACUGCAAAUGUAGAUGAAUUUAGUCCAAUGAAUGAUUUGAGAUUAAUUUCUCCUUGUUGAAAUGUAUGAACUAAAUAUGUCACAAGGUUGUAUUAUUAUGCUCAAUUAUAUGUUUAUUUAUCAA